Molecule: messenger RNA, 2040 nt
Organism: Seminavis robusta
Lineage: Eukaryota; Bacillariophyta; Bacillariophyceae; Naviculales; Naviculaceae
Source: the annotation of a GenBank genome assembly
AUGUGCAAGAGACGCCUUCAAAAGGAGCUAAACGACUUUUGUAGUAAGUCCUCUGUGGCAGAGUUGGCCACUUUCCCACCCGAGUCGCAGGAAACCUUUCUGGCGACAGGAAGGCUAAGGGUGGACUUGUCCACAACAACCCGCAAAUGGGCCAUUGACAUUCGCUACAGGGAAAAGUACCCCUUCAAGUCACCCCAGGUACUUUUGGUGGACCAUCCACACCAUCCCAAACUCGGAAGAAGUGGACCUUCGCCUUUGUGGGAUGUCAUUCCAUUCUUUGCCAACGACUGGCAUAUAUCUUGUGGACUGACACAAAUCGUCGAGAAUGUAGCGAGUUGGUUGCAACAGGAAGAAGGGAGAUUUGCUUCGGAUGGCGCCCAGGAUAUUGCUGAACUACCACCACCACGGGCAAACAGGGAACGAUUGGUCCAGUGCAAUCAGGAGCGCUGUCACCUACGCACGGAUGGAACAGUCAUGGUUUUUCAAAAUGUGACCGCCCAACCUCUCCGUGUCAUAUGCCUCCUCAACAGUAUGGAAGCUAGCACGCAAGCAUUUUGUAACAAUGAAUUUGGAUUCUCGAGCGCUAGCAAAAGACACCACUUGGUACCGAGAGGUAAAGGAGAGCAUACACUGGGAUUUGCCCUGCAAUCUGGCUCAGAGGCAUCCAAGCAGGCUGCCAGCUUGCUUGGUCCACCGAAUCAUGAAAGAUUAUCUGCACCAGCAUUCAUUGGUCAUGGCGCCAAUUGGUGGGACCAUGAUCGUGUUGUCGUCAACGAACACUGCCGAUCUGUGCAUCGAGCACACCGUUCAUACAGCUGUGAUUUUCGGACCUGGAAUAUUAAAAAAUGGAUACAGAACAAAAGGCGUAAAAUGGACUGGUGGGACGAAAUCAUCUUAGGUCCCAAUGAAACCAUUGGAUUUGGGCGGCUCCCUUCUUCCGCAUCAGAGGAAAUCGAUGGAUGUUUUAUGGGAGAACGCAUCGUCCGAUUCCAAACCUUGAAGGGACAACCAGCGUCAGAGGACUGGAUUCUCACAGUUGCCAGCGACGAGGCUCAUCUCCUUGGUUUCUCGGAAGGCUUCGGCGGUCAACCUCAAAAGGGUGGAGUUCGGGCGCCAUUUUGGGGGAUCACUCUUUGCCAGAUUGGACAACUGCUCGUGGACACCGGGUUUCUCCCACAUGCCGACUACGAUCCGCCUGAUGCAGAUGCUUUAAAACCCGAUUCGUCCAAAGGGGCAGCAACGAGAGACAUCUGUUCGCCAUUACGCGAUGAUGUUUCUGUCUAUGUUUUUGUCAAGGAGCAAAUUAUCCCAAAGACUGCUCAAAAAGAAAUGGGGUAUGCGUUGCUGAUCAACCAGCAAAAGCCAUUGCAAGUGGAAAUAAUGGUCUCCCACAGCUGGUACGAGGGAAUCCUAGAGUUUUUCUUUGCGCUGAAAACGGCUGUCGUCGACCCACACACGCCACUGUUUGUCUGCUUUCUGAGUCUUUAUCAGAAUGACAAUAUAGCCCAUGGAGUCACCAUCCGACAACAACUGGGAAGGAAUGCAAAGCGGGGGCCUUUCGUCGAGAUUUUCCACAAUUUCAAGAACAAUAGAGUUCUGCGGUUUGCCGUCAUGGACUGCUCUGUGUCGUCCGAAAAGGCUACCUGUAGCGACCCUCUUGACGAGCGAUCUAUCCGCAACGUUAUUGAAAACGGUGUGGGCUACAAGACAAUCGACGAAUUUGUCAAACGUUUUGAGCAUCAACACGACAAACGCAAGGGCAAUACGCUACGUCGUGAAAGCCGGGCAUUUGCUCCGCUCACGUGUACCCCGGAACAAGUUGCUAGGGAGCGGGAAGAUGCGGAACAACUGCGUGUAGCCAUAGCCCUGCUCGAAGGUCUUUGCGACCAGUGCGGAAUGAGGACACACGCAGUCUCUUUCUCCGAAACGAGGCCCAUAACCAACGAGGCUGUCUACGAUGGAGUCUGUAUCAGCUGUCACCCCACUUUUGUUCCGGAACAUGCCUGGGUGCAGUGGAUGCAGUGGAUGGACUUCCAAUGA